Molecule: messenger RNA, 2587 nt
Organism: Papaver somniferum (opium poppy)
Lineage: Eukaryota; Viridiplantae; Streptophyta; Magnoliopsida; Ranunculales; Papaveraceae
Product: flowering time control protein FY-like
Exons: 5
Coding region: 1244-2104 (286 amino acids)
Cellular component (GO): mRNA cleavage and polyadenylation specificity factor complex
Molecular function (GO): protein binding
Source: RefSeq, a predicted model, not a curated record
AUAAAGGUUGAGUCCGGCCGUAAGCCGGGUGAUACCUAGUAAAAUCAUAAAAUAUCGACCCAGGUGAACAGAGAAAAAGAAAAAAAAAAGCGAAUCAAAGAAACAAAAAACCCCUCUGUUUGAUUUUUUCAUACUUGCUCAUUUCGAAGUACCAACAAGAUUACGCAAAAUUCUCCCCAGGUGUAGGAACAGAAGAUCUGAGAUAACAUGUCUGAACUCCCGCAAGAGAUCGUCAUCGAGAUUUUAACAUGGUUACCUAUCAAAUCCCUCGCAAGGUUCAGGUGUGUCGCCAAAUCUUGGUUGAAUUUGUUUGUAACCCCUUAUUUUGUUAAACACCAUACAGGGCAUGUGUUUUUGAAUAGUCAUAAUCUCCUAAUUGAUGACUUUUAUGGCACCCAAAUCUGGUAUAUGGAGUAUGAUCCGAUUGAAUCAAAAGUAGCGUAUGAUAAACCUGUGUAUAUUGAGUAUCCAGGAUACUGUAUCCUAUUGAAUUUGAAAGGGAGUAUAUCAUGGGAUGUGCUAAUGGAUUAGUUUGCUAUGAAACAUCAUCGAGAGACAUUAUAUUUUGGAACCCAUACACCAGAUGCCACAAGAAAGUACCGGAAUGUAGUUUUAGAAUAAAGGGAGAAACCUUUACAAUCGAAAAUGCUGACAUCCGAUCCGGUUUUGUUAUGAUUUAAAAACUAAGGAUUACAAAGUAGCGAGAAUGUUAAUUCCUGAAUCUUCGAAAUGCAUUGAUGUAGCUGUUUACUCGUUAAAGUCUGAUUCUUGGAGAACAUAUACUAACAUUGCUUUAGCACGUCCGCCUGAUGUAGAACUAGUUUUUCUCGAUGAGAAUCUUCAUUGGUUAGAAUCUGAUAGUACUGGGAAAUUGUUAGUUUCGUUAGACACCGUUUGUGAGAUUAGAAAACAGCUACCCGUACCGCGAGAAUUGAAGAACUUUAAGUCGUUAUCCGUGUCUGUACUUGGAGGUUGUCUGUAUGUAUAUGGAAAUAAUAAAAACGGUGUCCAAGUAUGGAUGUACAUUGCCCACGAUUCUUGGACGAGAGUGAUCACCAUUGACAGGGGGGUGUUUCCACCUGGUCCUCUCUUUUUUAGACUAAAGGAUUUUCUCGGUGACGGAGUUAUACUAUUCGAGACAGUAUUCAAUAUGACGGGUAUAUACCAUCAGUUUGUCUAAGAUCUUUAUCGAAAGGAGAUAAUUGAGUUACAGAUUGAUGAUGAUGAUUGUGAAGAUCUCAAAAUGUGGCCAUUCUCGUGGAGCAUGGAUCAACUACCUGAGACCCAUGGUUGGCAGCGAGAUUCAAGGGAUACGACUGCUGAAGUGUCAACAAGUGUGGGCACAAUGUCUGAAUCCAGGAAGUGUCCCAGCAUGUUAGAAUUCUAUAGCGGUAGCAAUGAUCAUACAAGAAGGUUUUGGUGCAUAAAUAGACCAGGAGAUCUCCCUUGUGAUAACUUCAAUACGGGAUACAACCAAGGAUUUGAUGAGCACAAUCCUGCUCUGGAGGAUCGUGUGCCCAGUAAUUUCCCAGUACCUCAUGGCCAGUCAACUCCAAGACCUCUCACUACUGGUCUGCCUCGAAAUGAAGGAACCGUUCCUGGUUUUGGAGAUGCAAUGCCAUUGUCCAUACCAUUCAUUGACACAUCUGAUCAAGGAGAGGGACAACAGCAAUCUUUUCCAAUUUCUAUGCCUGUCAGGGCUCCUCUUCUUCCACUGGGUCCACAUCCAUCCCUUCUUUCCCCAGGUGGAUCUUAUCAGCAAUCUCAUCAUAUGCCGCAGAUGCAGCCACCACCAUCACAUUUCCUACCACAUUCUCAUUUAUCUUGCCCUUCCCCAAUGGCAGUACCCCAAUUGCCACCGACGCCCGGUCAAAUGGGAAUGCAAAGUUCAACGAGUCGGAGGGUCCCGGCAAUGCCACAAGGACAUAUGAUGAGUAUGAAUCUGAUGCAUUCAGGAUGGGAACCAGCUAAUGCUCUUCAGCAACCUCCACAUGGUGGUUAUGCAAAUGGAAUACCUACUAUUCAGGGCCCUUCAGAUCCUGCAUUGUCCCGGUCCAUACAGCCACAGACAACCUGUUCAAAUGUCAAUGGUUCCAGCACUUAAUCGGUACCAGGUAAUACCUAUUGCCACCAGUGUUGUUUUCACAUUUAUGUUUCUUGUGUUUUCUUCUGUUUAGAUAUAUAUCUAGGAGACUGGGAAAGUUAUAUGUGUCCCUCUUUCAAGAAAACCUUGAUUAAUCUUACAAAGAUCCAUUUAAUACAAAUAUAUGGAUAGCCAAGGUUGAUCAUUUGGUUCGAGUGUGUGUAAGAAUCAUGGUGGCGAGAGAUAAUUUGUUGCGAGAAUUGGUCAUACCAUUUUUUUUUUCUUAACUGGAUUGUUAGUCUCUUAUUAAACUCAAAGAACUCUUCAAAGUUUUCUUUUGCCUGUAUCAACCUCAAGAUUUUGGGAUGAUGAUCUAAUCUGGUCCUGAUACAGAAUUUCCCUGUUAGUGUUUAUUACAUCCGUAAAAGCUGAUUGGCUAAUUUAUUUGUUUCGAAGACUUUCCAGUAUAGCGUUCGGUUUGCCUUUUGGAAAGAAAAAGUGCAA